Molecule: messenger RNA, 1219 nt
Organism: Phyllotreta striolata
Lineage: Eukaryota; Metazoa; Arthropoda; Insecta; Coleoptera; Chrysomelidae
Source: the annotation of a GenBank genome assembly
CAAAAACUGUCAGAACGUCACGUUACUCCGUUUUUUUUUUAUUGUCAGUUGUCGAUCCGUUCGGGCGAUUUGUGUUGCAUCGAAAACGAUGGGUGGAAAAUGAGAUUGAUUGUUUAUCGAAACGAAACACGUGCGAAACGUAAUGAAAUGACUUUGGGCGCUCCGCAUUCACCAUGGGAGGCUGCAUAGGAAUAACACGCAGUAGGAGCGGUGCUAUAGACGAUUCCUCGGGGUCAAUAAGCCGACCUAACUCAGGUAGCCAACGAAAGAACCACCCGUUGUGCCACGAGCGCAUCCGAUGGAAGUCAGACGUGCCCCUGACGGAGGGCCAGCUGCGGAGCAAACGCGACGAAUUCUGGGACACGGCGCCGGCGUUCGAGGGACGCCGCGAGAUAUGGGACGCCCUAAGGGCGGCGGCGACGGCCGCGGAGGCGGCCGACUACGAACUGGCCCAGGCCAUAUUGGACGGGGCCGGCGUGUCGGUGCCCAACGGCUACCUGACGGAGUGCUACGACGAGCUGGGCGCGCGCUACCAGGUGCCCAUCUACUGUCUGUCCUAUCCGAUCAACAUCGUGAAGGAAGAUAACGGCCGGGAUUCGCCCGCGGAGUGUUCGGAGCCCGUCGACGGGGGCACCGAGACCGUGUUGAAAUUGAGAUUGUCGAGUACGUGUUGCGAUGUUAAACUGUCUGUUUAUUCGACCGAUACAAUCAGCAUGUGCAAGAAAAAGUUGCAGAGCCAAGAAGGUAUAGAAUCGUCGAGGCAACGAUGGUUCUACGGUGGUAAACUUUUAGGCGAUAAACUCCACGUGGAAGAAGCGAAAAUACCGGCGGGUUACGUCGUACAAGUUAUAGUCAAUAUGGAAACAUCCUAAUAGAAGAUAUCGAAGCGAACAACACGGUAAAUAAUUCCAUCUUUUUUUCCAUCUAAAAUUUCCCUUAAAACUUUACUUGCAUAACGCUUCGGGGAGAAAAAAAAAGAAAUAACACGUUAAAAAUAUGCAUGCUUAUUAUCUCGGCCUUGGAGUUGCAUUUUGUGGGCGAGACAAAACGCCUAUUUAAGCGAAUUAGGACGAAGUUCAGGUUUAUUUUUUUUUCCACUAUGAAUUAUUCAAUCGGUUUUUGUACACAUGCUAAAUCGUCGAUAUGUAAUGGUAACAAAAACGAAUCGAUCGCUCUCAUUAUUUGUUGAUUUUGUAGGAAAUCUACGUCGCCACGGCAA